Molecule: messenger RNA, 1974 nt
Organism: Ochotona curzoniae (black-lipped pika)
Lineage: Eukaryota; Metazoa; Chordata; Mammalia; Lagomorpha; Ochotonidae
Gene: MARVELD2
Product: MARVEL domain containing 2
Exons: 6
Coding region: 1-1704 (567 amino acids)
Biological process (GO): bicellular tight junction assembly
Cellular component (GO): bicellular tight junction; apical plasma membrane; cytoplasmic vesicle
Source: RefSeq, a predicted model, not a curated record
AUGUCGUCCAGUGAUGGGAGAUCCAGGACGCGGGACAGGGGCUACCGUGAGGUCCCCCGUGAGGUCCCGGGGGACGUGCCCACUGAGGACGGCACUCUGAGGACCCUGCAGAGCCUUCAGGACAGCGAGCUGGCCUUGAGCGCAGAUCCCCUGCCCCCGCCGCCUCUCCCGUUACAGCCACCCUUCGGCCCCGCCUUCUCCUCAAGUGACACAGAGUCGCCCGCCGUCGCUCCACACCUCAAACCUGUCCACCGCUUCAUCCCCGACUCCUGGAAGAACUUCUUCAGGGGGAAGAGAAAGCAGCCGGAAUGGGAGACAUCGUCGCUGUCUGACGUCCCGUACAUCUCGGAUGGCGUGGAGUGCUCCCCUCCCGCCUCCCCGGGCAGAGCCAACCAGCGCUCUGCGCCCAGCUCCUCCUGCAAAGAGCCAGACCGUGACAGCGGCAGCGGCCCCUCGGGAGGAACCUUCCAGGCCCGGAGAGAGACUGAGCUCAUGAUUGGCACCGACAGCUCCCUGGGGCGGCACACGCAGUCCGCCCGGACCUACAGCGAGAAGGUGGAGGAGUACCACCUGCGUUACUCCUACAUGAAGUCGUGGGCCGGCCUGCUGCGGCUGCUGGGCGUGGUGGAGCUGCUGCUGGGUGCAGGGGUGUUCGCCUGUGUCACUGCCUACAUCCACAAGGACAGCGAGUGGUACAACCUGUUCGGCUACUCGCAGCCCUAUGGAGUGGGCAGCGCGGGCGGCCUGGGCAGCAUGUACGGAGGCUAUUACUACACGGGUCCCAAGACCCCCUUCGUGCUGGUGGUGGCCGGCCUGGCGUGGGUGACCACCCUCAUCAUCCUGGUGCUGGGCAUGUCCAUGUACUACCGGACCAUCCUCCUGGACUCACACUGGUGGCCCCUCACGGAGUUUGGCAUCAACGUGGCCCUGUUCAUUCUGUACAUGGCCGCGGCCAUAGUCUACGUGAACGACACCAACCGAGGCGGCCUCUGCUACUACCCCUUGUUCAACACGCCCGUCAAUGCGGUGUUCUGCCGCGUGGAGGGGGGCCAGAUAGCCGCCAUGAUCUUCCUCUUCGUCACCAUGAUGGUUUAUCUCAUCAGCGCCCUGGUGUGCCUGAAGCUCUGGCGGCACGAGGCAGCGCGGAGGCACAGGGAGUACAUGGAACAGCAGGAGAUGAAUGAAUCAUCAUUGCCAUCAAAAAGGAAAAUGUGUGACAUGGCCCCCAGCGACAGACACAGAGACCCGGACGUUAAUUUCAAAGAGUUAAGGACAACAAAAGUGAAGCCGGAGCUCCUGAGCGGACACAUCCCGCCAGGCUACACCCCUAAACCCAUCGUGAUGCCCGACUACGUGGCAAAAUACCCGGCCAUUCAGACGGAUGACGAGCGCGAGCGCUACAAGGCCGUGUUCCAGGACCAGUUCUCGGAGUACAAGGAGCUGUCGGCCGAGGUGCAGGCCGUGCUGCGCAAGCUGGACGAGCUGGACACGGUGAUGAGCCGACUGCCACAGCGCUCUGACAACCGCCAGGAACAUGAGAGAAUUUCAAGAAUCCAUGAAGAGUUUGCCAAGAAAAAAAAUGAUCCUUCAUUUCUGGAGAAAAAGGAACGCUGCGACUACCUAAAGAACAAACUCUCACACAUAAAGCAGAGGAUUCAGGAAUAUGAUAAAGUCAUGAACUGGGACGUGCAAGGUUAUUCCUAGGCUGUGUUCAAGUCGGCUUUUCGAAGGAGCGAAGUCACUAUUUAUUUCCUGCCUGUUCGAUGCUCGUCUCUGUGUUAGGGGAGCAAGUGCUGCCUGAAUUAGCUUCCGGUUGGUUAUCCUAGGAUGUAGCGUUCAACAGCGGGACUCAAACAUUUCAAAAGAUGGACUCACCCCGGGGCCUCUAUGAGAAUGGAAGUGUGCCUGCAUCCAUCCCUGGGAGGGGCGGGGUUCAUGUCACUCUGCCGCCUGUCAGUGUAUCAUUUCUGAGAC